UGUAUAUGAAAUUUGGCCAAAAGAAUAAUUAAAUUAAAAUGUUUCAGCUUAAAACAAACAGGACUUGUCAGUGACAGAAUUAGCGUUAAUGCGUGACUAUAUUUACCUAACAAUAUUUCAUUGAUUGCCUGUGUUGCAUCUCUCUUCUUCUCCUCCCCUGUCAGUGUUUCAGUUAUCUUUCUGCGAGCAGCACGAUGGUUCAAAUUGUUAAAACUUCAAGUGUGGAUGGUCCUGGUCCUACUGAGUGGCUGCUGGUUGAACUCCAGGGGGAGAGGAUGUCCAGGCAGAACUCUGGAUUGGCUGGGAACCUGAUGGGAGAUCUGCUAUACACCAAAGAGGGUGUACCUGUGCUCAUUGUGGGACACCACAUCCUCUAUGGGAAGGUGGUCAAACUGGAGAAGCCCUUCGCUGUCCUGAUGAAACACUCUGGCCUCCCACAGGGGGAGAAGGUUCCCAUGGAAAUCAACCAGCAGAACCCCACCACCUACUCUAUUUCCGCCCUCAUCAAGAAGAAGCUCAUCUUCAAUACUCGCCCAAAGCCCAUCAUCACUAAUGUGCCCAAGAAAGUGUAGUGAAGUGCUUGGUCAUAUGCAUUAUAGGGCUCACUGUCGCAAAACACUUUUAACUGGAAAAAAAUUGACAAGUUCAGAUAGUCCCUGUUGCAGUCUGUUUUCUUCCRUUUUGUGUCUGUUGCAGUCUGUUUUCUUCCGUUUUGUGCCUAACGACCUUGACCCUGGUCACCUCUGUGGGAGCAAAGGACAUGCUGCACUCUUAAUGACUCCAUACCCACAAGUAUGGAGCACACAUUGCAAGACUGUGCUUGGGACACCCUCCUCUGGCUUGAGGUUAUGGGACAUCUGAAACUAGGCUGUGUGCAUAUUUGUUUUGUUAUGUCAGUGGUUACACUGCUGGAAUUUGCUAAACGCUGUGGUGUAUUAUUAAAAUAUCUUUAUUGUUGCACUUAUCAGAUGACAGGAUUUAGUAAUGCCUUGACAUGACAUUUGUACAGUGAUUAUUUUCAGAUGGGGAAGAAAUUGCCACAACAGUCGAAUGAGAAUAUUUUUUUAUUCAGAUAAAAAUACAUUUUUUUAUCAACUGCUGUACAAGUCGGAAAAAUAACUGUUUUGAUUUCAAAUACAAAACCUUUUUCCAACAACAUGUCUUGCCUUUUAUAUUUAAACAUAAUGAAAUACAUAGGUGGUUACAAUACUUUAUUUUCAGCUAUUACAUACCAAUAAAAUUUGUAUUUUCUGUUUCAAUAGCCAUAUGCUGGUGCAUGAUUCUGAGUUUUUUUGUACCCUACUACUGUAUUAGAAAUGCUAUCUUGGUUUAUUACUUUUACAUGACAGUUAUAACUAAUUGCCUGUUCUAAGUCUACAUGAAGCAUCAUCCCUAAAUCAUAAUAGGGAUGAUGGUGAUAUGAGUGAUGUCUCAUCCAUGAAACUACAAAAAGACCCGUGUAGUAAUGUUGAGCACUAGAGACAAACUACACUGAAUAACAGAUCAUUGCGCUCACUACAUCACAUUGUAAAAAAUAAUGUAAACCGCUAUUGUUUCAUGAAAUGUACAAAUCCCAUAGUUCCUUUUAAAUAUAGGUCUAUUCUUAAACCCAUAAUUAUUGUACAUCUUCAAAAUAUCUUUGAAUAUAUACAAUACACAAAAUAUAUUACUUUGCAAUAUACUGUGAAAAAUUGUCUUUAUGUAACAUUGAAUGUUGUAUGAGCUGAGAGGUUUGUUGGAUAGGCUCAACGGUUGUUCUGCGGCAUUGAGACACGCCUUAGAAAAGUCUGGUAUAGAUUUUCAGUCACAGACGUAUUGAAUAGUUACAUAAUUAUAUUCAAAACAAUUAUAAGACUGGAUUUUUUCAUUGUAAGAUAUGCUUACAAAAUAUGGCUGGACAUCUACAGUCACUCAGCAUUAUGAGACCGAUUGAUUUGUUUUCAAACAGAGGCAGGCAGUAUCAAGGAAAUCAAAAUUGCUAAUGACAAUAUUGUAGACUGAAAGCAGAUGUUCAGCCUGAUAGAUAGGCUAUAACAAAGAUUGUAUUUGACAUCUCCACACCAUACAAACGAAUGUCAGACAACACUGUCACAGUCAUCUAUAUGGUGUCCUUGCCUCUCAUUUCUUCACAUAAUCCCAACAUCUAUGUCAGAAUCAGAAGAAUCAAAAUCACCUUUAUUCGCCAAAUAAAUUUACACAUACUCAUAAUUUUACUUGCUGAUAUGCUGCUGCUAGUUUACAUACAUCAUACAUGUGCAUAGAGAGUCUUAUUACACAGUCACCUGACAUACACCCUCAGGAGUAGAAAGGGAAAGGUAAGCCACAUCUACAUGUUAAGACAGAUGAAUAAUAGAGAUUAGUUUGCUGUCUGUACACAAUGUUAAACACUAAGUUCAGUGUUCUAGCAUUCAGUACUUAUUCCUUAAAGAGGACCAAAGGGGUUGCAAGCCUCCCUAGCCUCCUAGGGGCUGUUUAUGUGUGUGUUUAGGGGAAAGGGGGAGGUCCCUUCUUGGCAUGCAAAUAGAAGUGUAACCAUAGAUGUCCACCCUUUUUGCUCCAUGAUGGCUAAAGGGACUAAUUCAUCCAGCCACACAGUACAAAAUUUCCCCCUCUGUGUCUGGCCACCCCACCCCACACCACACACAAUCUCUCUGGCUGACUGGCGUCUCUUAAUGGCCUUGUGACUCCAACAUGUUUUCCAAUACACUGCCUAAAACCAAACCCAUUAAUGACCACAAGUAACUGAAUGAAACACUUGUGUAAAUGAGGGAUGCAAAGUAUAUUGAAAGCAGGUGCUUCCACACAGGUGUGGUUCCUGAGUUAAUUAACAAUUAACAUCCCCUCAUGCUUAGGGCCAU
Salvelinus sp. IW2-2015 is the source of this 2858-nucleotide messenger RNA. RefSeq names its product chromosome transmission fidelity protein 8 homolog. Gene Ontology annotation, cellular component: Ctf18 RFC-like complex. Lineage: Eukaryota; Metazoa; Chordata; Actinopteri; Salmoniformes; Salmonidae. The record is from RefSeq and is a predicted model, not a curated record. Gene Ontology annotation, biological process: mitotic sister chromatid cohesion.